AUGGACGAAGCGGACAGCAGCAGCAGCAGCAGCAGCACCAAUAAUUACAACAACACAACACACGCGGCGGCGGCGGUACCCGGUGAGGCCGACGAAACUACUGCUGCGGCGUCGUCGUCGGGGGGGCUGGUGGCCGUGGAGGAGGCCCUCACGUGCCCCAUCUGCGUGGACGCGCUGCGCGACGCCGUCGAGACGCCCUGCUGCCACGCCACCUACUGCCGGGCGUGCAUCGAGGCGUGGCUGGAGCGGCGGCGCGGGCACGGAUGUCCCGGGUGCCGGGCGGCCAUGGAGGCGAGCGGGCUGCGGCGGUGUCUGCCCAUCCAGCGGCUGGUGGACCUCCUCCCAGCCGAGUGCCCCAACGUGCCCUGCCGCGCUCCUUACCUCACCCGCGGGUGCAUGAAGGAGCACAUGGCCAAGUGCGAGUUCGCGCCCGUCGUGUGCCCCUACGACUCGCGAUGCCCGACCUACCUCCGCGGCGAGUGGAACGAAAAGCAUCAAGCGACGGGGGUGCUGCUGGUGCAGAGCGUGGACGCCUUCAAGUGCGUGUGGAUGGACCAGGGCACCGGCAGCAAGAUGGACGGCUCCGUCUUUCGGCCCCUCACGCCCGAAGGCACGCGCACGCGGUGGUCGCCCGUGGGGUACUUCUUCCGCCCGCGCCACUCGGAGGCCCUGCGGGAGAAGGUGGAGGUGUUCGCCCUCGCCGAGAAGGUGCCCAACGGCACCUACCUGCGACCCCCCACGGACUUCGAGCUCAUCUGGAACGACAAGAAGACGGGAGCCAAGCGCCAUUGCAGCAUCUGGCGACCCAUCCCGCCACCCGGAUUCGUGGCGUUGGGGUACGUGGUGACGCCGCACCACAACAAGCCGACCCUGGAGGCCAUCACGUGCGUGCACCACUCGUGCGUGCGCGCGUGCUCUGUGUCGCCCACCCGCAACUGGAGCGACGCCGGGUCGGGCGGCGCCUACGACGUCACCGUCUGGGCUCUCGACGGGGCGGCGGGCAAGAGCGCUGACGGUCGCUCGUUCUACCUGGGCGUGGACUGCGCGGCGCCGGGCUACACGCGGCCGAGCCAUCCGGUAUACUGCCUGGACACGCAGGCCAUCGCCGCACAGCCCAUCGCCACCAGCCCAGGGCCAGCCCUCUCCCCGCGCACGCCGCCCACGCCGCCCACGCCGCCCCCGCGCGAUCGCGCCCUCACCCUGGGCGGCGGCGGCGGCGAUUAA
This is a messenger RNA of Acanthamoeba castellanii str. Neff, 1224 nucleotides long. Its product is annotated as zinc finger, C3HC4 type (RING finger) domain containing protein. Lineage: Eukaryota; Discosea; Longamoebia; Acanthamoebidae. The record is from RefSeq and is a predicted model, not a curated record. The coding region runs from base 1 to 1224 and encodes 407 amino acids. The transcript has 9 exons.